AUGAAGGAAAACGACGACCAACAACAACAACAACAUGAAGAUAGGCUGAGAAACUUGCAUGAGUGCUUGCUGUUACGGAUUCUGUUGAAUCUCCCAACCAAAGAUGUGGUCAAAUGUAGUGUGUUAUCAAGCGAGUGGAGAAAUGUCUGGAAGUUGGUACCUGGACUAGACUUGGAUUUUGAUGAUUUUCGGGACCACGUUGCUUUCGCGAGCUUUAUCGAUAGGUUUCUGGGUUUGAACAGCGAGUCGCGUCUGCAACAUUUCAAGUUCGCGUACGAACCCGAAGAAGAGGAAGACGAAGUUGAUCUUGUUCGUCUCACCCGGUGGAUCGGCACUGCUGUUGACCGGAAAGUGCAACACCUCCAUGUUUGGUACACAACCGGGAGAGACUAUGAAUUGGAGAUACCUCAAACAGUGUACACUUGUGAGAGCUUGGUAUCCUUAAACCUCCGUGGGGUUUGCUUGCCUAAUCCCAAAAUUGUUUCUUUACCUUGUGUCAAAGUGAUCACUCUAGAUUUGGUUAGGUUUACAAGGGAUUGGGGUUUAGUAUUGCUCAUCUCAGGCUGCCCUCUCCUCAAAAGCUUUACACUAACCGAUCCUCUAUUCAGCAUUGCUUCUUUUGAAGAUCUAGUAGUUGCAGUUGAUGCCCCUAGGCUUGAGUAUCUCAAGAUCUUUGAUUAUUUUGCCCAAAGUUUCAUGAUACACAGUCCCGGUUCCCUUGCUGAAGCUGAUAUCGGUAUCGCGUUUAACGUGCUCUGCAAAAACAGGUUUGAUCCGGAUAAUCUAACAAUGAGAAACAUGAUUCGUAGUUUUCUCAUGGGGAUCUCUAGUGUCAAAGUCAUGAACAUCCAUACGUAUUUUCUCGAGGCCAUUUAUAAUAACUCGAGACGCCAACGACUGCCUCUGUUUCCUAACCUCACUUCCCUGCGUGCUGUCGUGGAUGACUGCAGAUGGGAAAUGUUGCCAAUCUUUCUUGAGAGCUGCCCCAAUCUUAAAGACCUUUCCUUGGUAUAUCAAAUGUAUGGAGGAGAGGAAGUUAUUAAUGUCCCCGGACCUCGGUGUUUCCUACCAUGUCUCGAGUCUGUUGAGAUAAAAGAAGAGUCGUCAAGAAGAAUUAUAACCGAGGCGAGGGUGAUAAAAGUCAUAAAACUAGCGACUUACUUCCUGGAGAAGUCAACAAUCCUCAAGAAACUCAUUCUAUCUUUACGUCCUAAUAACAGAAAGAAGAGACCAUAUGCCUUCCUCAAGGAACUCCUCAAAAUUCCGAAACUCUCUCCCUCAUGCCAAGUUGUUGUUCUCCGAUCCUGUCAAUGA
Molecule: messenger RNA, 1314 nt
Organism: Microthlaspi erraticum
Lineage: Eukaryota; Viridiplantae; Streptophyta; Magnoliopsida; Brassicales; Brassicaceae
Source: the annotation of a GenBank genome assembly